Molecule: messenger RNA, 873 nt
Organism: Penicillium verrucosum
Lineage: Eukaryota; Fungi; Ascomycota; Eurotiomycetes; Eurotiales; Aspergillaceae
Exons: 1
Coding region: 1-873 (290 amino acids)
Source: RefSeq, a predicted model, not a curated record
AUGGCUGGGUCCACACGCGCCAGAUAUGGAAGGGACGUGGAAAGCUACCUAGACGACCUGCCUCCUUCCACAAACAUAUAUACCUACGAAGGGAAAGAACAAUUUGAGGAAAUCGCAACAGUUGAAUUUGAGCGCCUAGAACACUCGUUACGCCAUCUCCAGUCUGAACCGCUUGAUAACUCUCUUGACAUAUCAGAAUACUUUGUUAUAAUCAUCGACACGCUAUCGUUCCGGAGGGACUUCUUCGGCCUCAAGCUAGACGUUGGCGUUCGUCAAUUCUAUAACCCGACACUUCACACAUUGAUUUUGAGAAUGACUUUGCUCGAGCAUUCUGAUAUUGCCAUGGCAUUUCACAAUAGAGUAGUGGCAGCUUUGGGGCCUAUGGGGCUCGAUGAAGCAAUCUUCACAUAUGGACGGGUAACCAUCAAUGUCGGCAGCGGAAACACGAAAGAGCCGGAUGGGGAUUGGGGCCACAGGCAGCGUCCUCGUGGUGUUCAUAACCGGCCCUCGGUAGUCCUGGAAGUUGGCCUUUCAGAGCCCGACACAAAAUUGCCCAACGACGCAAGAAUGUGGGUGGAUCCCACCGAGGGGAAAGCAAACAUGGCCAUCACCAUCAGAAUCCACCACCGGAAGCCCAUGGUCACAAUCCAGACGUGGGAAUGGGAUUCAAAUUCCCAACGGUCCUAUGUUACACAAUCAUGUGUGAUAGAGAAGACUGGCGACAAUACCACCGUCUCGCAGCACGCUCUUACCAUCCCAUUCACACUGCUCUUCCGACGACCUCCUUCCAAUCCUCAAGAGACUGAUAUCCGAUUACAAAAGGAGGACCUUGUAGAUCUGGGAACUAGGGUCUGGGAGAUACAAGAGUGGUGA